AUGAAGUUUCCUUUCAAUUAGAGAAGAAAUCAUUUUGAAUAAAAAAUAUAAUUAAUGUAGAUGUAAGUAAGUGUGGGUGUUCUUUUCUUCAUUUAUGCAAAUAAAUGGAUUCUCACAAUUUUAUUGAUAAGGAAUUGUAUAGUUUCAGAUACAGAAUGCCAUUUAUUUCCUUCAUAUAAACAAAUUUAAAAAGAUUUUUGA
Molecule: messenger RNA, 201 nt
Organism: Paramecium pentaurelia
Lineage: Eukaryota; Ciliophora; Oligohymenophorea; Peniculida; Parameciidae
Source: the annotation of a GenBank genome assembly